AUGGGCAGCCACAGCCUGCUCGCUUGGGCAUUCGUUCUCCCAUCUCUCAUUCAUGCGACGUCUCCUCCCGCUGGCAUCACCGUGUCGUCUUUCGCUGGCGCCACGACCACCUUCGCGUUUCCACCGGCUGGACAAACGAUAACGGUGCCAGACCCUGCAUUUCCGGAUGGUGAGCAAGUCGGCUUUCCGGGACCCACGCCCACGGGCGACGAGGCUAUAGCCAUCGCGACCGCUCCCAGCAUCGCAAAAUUCACCAAUGUCUUCCCCCUGAUCAACCCUGCGACUUCCAACCCCAACUCAAAAGCGCCCUUCGAUGUCUUACACCACUUCGGCAACCUCGCGCCCUGGCAAUCCCUCUCCUCCGCUUGGCUCUCGGCACGUUUAGCCAAUGCCUCACCCAAGAUACCCGCGGGUUGCCAACUCGACCAGGUUCACCUCGUCCAUCGCCAUGGAGCACGGUACCCGACGACCGGCGCACCGCCCUCUGCCUUUGCCGCAGCACUUCAUGCCGUUGCGCAGGCAGGUAACCUCACCGUCACCGGUCCACUUUCCUUCCUCGCCACAUGGGAAUAUAAACUGGGUGCGGAGAUUUUGACGCCAUUUGGUCGGUCGCAGCUAUUCGACUUGGGUGUCGGGUUCCGUGUCAAGUAUGGCGACUUGCUGAAGGGAUUCACCAAACUUCCCGUCUGGAGGACAACGUCGCAGGGCCGCAUGCUGGACUCCGCUUUACAUUUCGCUGCCGGCUUCUUUGGCGUCCAGACCUAUCAGCAAGACUACCACCAACUGAUACAGAUCGAACAGCUGGGAUUCAAUUCAACGCUUUCACCGUACUACGACUGUACCAAUGGAAUCAAUGAUCACUCCAACUUCGGCACAACACAAGCGCUGAAAUGGGCUAACGUGUAUCUUGCACCAGCAGUGAAAAGGCUGCAGCCGUUCAUCAAAGGGUUGCCGUUGACACCAAGCAUCUUGUUCGCAAUGCAACAGCUCUGCGCUUAUGAGACAGUGGCGCUCGGUUAUUCGACCUUCUGUCCUCUCUUCACCGACGAUGAAUGGACUGGCUACUCAUAUGGCAACGAUCUCGCAUUUUGGUAUUCGUUCGGGCCGGGAAACCCGACUACGAGCGCGCAGGGUAUUGGUUACGCACAAGAGCUUCUCUCCCGGCUUACUCAAACGCGGAUAACCAAGUUCGACACGUCAAUAAAUGCCUCAAUCGCCACUAACGAAACGCUGUUUCCCUUUGGACAACCGAUCUAUGUGGAUGCUACGCACGACACAAUCAUUUCCGCAAUUCUUACGGCGAUGAAUUUCACAGCGCUCGCUGCGGAGGGACCAUUACCGACGGACCAUAUUCCGCCGAACCAUGUCUACAUCGUCAACAACGUCGCGCCGUUCGCGUCGAAUAUCGUCACACAGGUCCUCACCUGUCCUGCCCCCGCCACUCCCAGUGCGAACACAAAGCCAACACACAUUCGUAUGAUCCUCAACGAUGCUGUCCUUCCGUUGACCGGACUCGCGGGCUGCCAGCCCAACUCUGACGGGACAUGUCCUCUCGACACGUUUGUCAGCGCGCUUCAGAAGCGCAUCGGCGAGGUGGACUACCAGUUCGAUUGCUUCGCUAACUAUUCGAUUCCCGAUCCGGAUCCCAUUGUCAACGGGCAAUUUCCCCAGUAA
Molecule: messenger RNA, 1674 nt
Organism: Mycena indigotica
Lineage: Eukaryota; Fungi; Basidiomycota; Agaricomycetes; Agaricales; Mycenaceae
Product: Phosphoglycerate mutase-like protein
Exons: 8
Coding region: 1-1674 (557 amino acids)
Molecular function (GO): acid phosphatase activity
Source: RefSeq, a predicted model, not a curated record